This is a messenger RNA of Penicillium riverlandense, 906 nucleotides long. RefSeq lists its product as uncharacterized. Gene Ontology annotation, biological process: rRNA processing. Lineage: Eukaryota; Fungi; Ascomycota; Eurotiomycetes; Eurotiales; Aspergillaceae. Gene Ontology annotation, molecular function: snoRNA binding. The record is from RefSeq and is a predicted model, not a curated record. The transcript is spliced from 2 exons. Bases 1 to 906 code for a protein of 301 amino acids.
AUGGUGUCCGCAACAAGGCGAGGAGUCGUUGGUGCCGCAAAACCGGCGACCGGGCCUGCAAUGAACGGAAAACGCAAGGCAGAGUCUACAACCACAAAGAAGGCAGAGGGCCAGCAGGCUAAGCGGAGAAAGAGGGACAGCCUUGAGGCAACGGAGACAACACUAGAUGGACAAGACCAAACUCCCACUGCACCCUCGACCAAGCAUAUGAGAUUCGACAGCGAAGAGCCCGAGCUGCCCGAGGAAACACAACUGGAAGAGAUUUCAGAGACACAAAACCAGAUAGGGGAUGACGAUGAUAGCGACGACGAUGCGCCGGAAGCGAUCGAUAACUCGGCCCAACUAUUGAAGAUCAAGGAACACGCAAAGAAAUUGGAGGCGGCGAAGCAAAUAGAGGAACAGAUGAAAAAAGAGAAACGGCGGAAACUCGACGAGCGCCGAAAACUGCAGGCCAAAUCGACCGCAAAGGCUAACGAAGCCAGCACACCGGUCGAUGACCUACAGUCCGAGAGCACGACCACCCUGCAGGGCUCAACCACCCACGAUGUGCGACGCCGUGCCCUUCCCGCCUUGCUCCCCGAUGACAUCCUGAAUGCGGUGCCUGUCGAGCGGCCCCCUACACCUCCAGCCGAGGAUCUAAUCGGGGGGCGAAAGAAGCCCAACAAGCUGAGGUUCUUGGACAAGACCGACAAAGCGCCCAAGGAUGUGCAAAUUGGGGACGUUGCGAUUCGAGUUCUGGAUGCGCCGUCGACCAAGAAGAAAAACUCGCAGCCGAGCCUGGCUCCCAAGAUCUCAAAAGCUGGUCGGAAUAUCAAGGACAAUUGGCUCAAGCACCCGCGCAGUACGGGCCAGGUCAAUGGCCUGCGGCGGACAGCAGGUGGCUCAUCUGGGUUUGUGCGCCGGUGA